Messenger RNA from Hermetia illucens (black soldier fly), 2256 nucleotides. RefSeq lists its product as uncharacterized. The transcript has a single exon. The record is from RefSeq and is a predicted model, not a curated record. Gene Ontology annotation, biological process: proteolysis. NCBI's taxonomy places the organism in Eukaryota, Metazoa, Arthropoda, Insecta, Diptera, Stratiomyidae. The coding region runs from base 1 to 2256 and encodes 751 amino acids. Gene Ontology annotation, molecular function: nucleic acid binding; aspartic-type endopeptidase activity; zinc ion binding.
AUGAACAGCAGCGGUUCAGCGGCGACGAACCGGGUGCAAUUGGAACGAUUGACUAUCCCGAAGUUUGAUGGGAAAUACAGUCAGUGGCGCAUGUUCAAUGACAUGUUCAAUUCGUUAAUUCACUGCAACGAGACGCUGUCUGCGGUUGAAAAGAUGCAGUACUUGAAAACUCAUGUUCAAGGUGAUGCUGCAAGAGUCAUUCAAGAUCUCGAUGUGAACAACGAAAAUUACGAGGCAGCAAGGCACAUGCUGCGAGAACGGUAUGACAACAAGCGAGCCAUGGCAUGGAAUUACUUGCACAAGUUCCACAACUUGCCAAUGGCAAAGGAAGAUUCUGAUUCCUCUAUCAAACGAGUAAUGGACGCCACCGCAGAGUUCAUCGCUAAUAUAAAUAACAUCGGCGUCAACACUGAGCAUUGGGACUUAUUGGUCAUUUUCGAAACAACUCAGAAAUUGGACCAACAAUCUCGACGAUUAUGGGAGGCAUCACUGGGUGCUAAUGCAGAGUUACUCACCUUGAAAUCGUUUUUGGAGUUCCUGACGAGUCGGUUCAGGGCACUCGAGGCGUUGAACAUUCCUCGGAAAACUUCUAAGGUUGACUCACUGACGACUACAACGACAAAGGCAUGCAGCAUUUGCACCAAGGACCACUACGUGAAUCAGUGCGACAAGUUCAGAGAGAUGGACGAGCAACAACGGAAAAAUGACGCAAGAAAGCAAAACUUGUGCUUUAACUGCUUGAGGAAGGGACAUGGCGUCAACCAAUGCCCCUCGAGUGGCAGGUGCCGGACAUGUUCGAAGAAGCACCAUUCGUUACUAUAUAACAGUCAAAUCACAAGCAUUUCAAAAAAAUUGACAGUCGAUGCUAAACCGUUCAUCCCGACUACCCAAGCGUUGUUGGCUGGGGAUGGAACGCUGGAUCAAACAGUACUACUCGGAACCGCUCGAGUUGAUGUACAGAGUGUUUCGGGCGAAUUUGUGACUUUGAGAGCUUUAAUAGAUUCUGGGUCGCAAAGGAGUUUCAUCACGGAAUCAGCGGUUCAAUUGCUUGGUCUACGAAGGCGAUUCUCAAAGAUACAUAUAUGCGGAGUCGGAGCAGGUACAAGACUGCAGAGCAGAGGCAGUGUGGAGUUAGUGAUCAAGGCAAAGUAUGGAGACUUCACAACCAAUGUGUCAACUUUAGUACUACCGACCAUAACGAACUUGCAUUCGUCAACCGAAACCCCAGUCAAGCUACCAGCGGGACUAUCAGUCAAAAAAUUAGCUGAUCCCCAAUGCGGAACUCCAGGGCGAAUCGACAUUCUGCUUGGAGCAGACACCUACAACGAGAUCGUGUUAGCAGGGUUCAAAAGGGGAUCUCCUUGUGCAGUGAAUACCAGAUUUGGCUGGAUUUUACUCGGUCCGAUUUCUGCUCGAAACAAUCAAGAGGGAAUAUUGACAUUUAUCGCUACUGAAGACAGCACGGAUAGGCUGGUCAAGAGGUUUUGGGAACAGCCGGUAACAAGGGACGAGCAGGCAGCUAUGGAAUGGUAUCAGCAGACCACCAGGAGGGACGAAUCUGGCAGAUACAUUGUUCGGCUCCCGUUUAAGCAAAAUGCGGAUCCCGGAAAAACUGUGUGCAACUCGCAGCAAAAGGCGUAUAUUCGUUUCUCGCAAUUGGAAAAACGAUUGAACAACGACGAUGACUUAAGGAAUCAAUAUGUAGCAUUCAUGGAGGAAUACCUUGAGCUAGGCCACAUGGUGGAAGUGCCAGUCGCAGAUAAGUUUACAAAACAGACAUAUUACUUGCCUCACCAUGCCGUACGCAAGGAUGACAGUACCACCACAAAGCUUCGAGUCGUUUUCAAUGCGUCUCAAGCAACACCAACAGGCAAGUCACUCAACGAUAUCUUGCUCGUCGGUCCCAACAUUCAGAAUAGCAUCACUCAUGUAUUGAUGAGAUGGAGAACGCAUCGAUACCUGAUAGCAGCUGACAUAGAAAAGAUGUACCGACAGAUAAGUAUACAUCCUCAGGAUCAGGACUAUCAACGAAUCCUGUGGCGAAGUCAUCCAUCCGAACCGAUUAAACAUUUUAAGUUAACAACAGUUACAUAUGGCACGGCCAGCGCCCCGUACUUGGCGAUGCGCACUUUGCAUCAGCUAUCGGAUGACGAAAGGAUGCACUAUCCAAAAGCGUGUCGAGCCAUUAAAGAAGACUUUUAUGUGGACGAUGUCCUAACAGGCGGAGAUACAAUCAAGGAAACGCAAACCUUAUAG